ACGCACGCCGUCGCCGAACUGAUGACAGUUGCCACGUAAAUUAUGUCAUGGAGGGUUCAAGGCGUUACUUCAGUGACUAAAUUCGGCCAUUUUAACAUGGUGCAGAAUUAAAUUCAAAGGAAGGAUGUUAAAUUGAUUACUGGUAAGCACUGCUGGUUCAUCAUUUACCGUUCGAAAAAUCCACAGGCAAAAAUUUGUGAAAAAAAAAACAAGGAAAACAUGUUAGGUUGAAAGCCAGUUUCUCCAACCUCAGGAUUGAACAACCCAAUUUUUUUUCUAAUAUAUUUUUUGAGCAUUUUCAGUUUUAUGAAUGGAUAUACCAAUAAGGAAACCUGCCACUGAAAAGCACGUUGGUGAAGGCUAGUACUGGAUAAAAGCGCUUUGUUGAGUUUUGUUUCCUUGUCUACAAGAGACUCCGUUGUCAUGAACGGUCAUCAAAAUGGUGUCAGUUAUAGCUAUAAGUCCAUUUUGAAGUUGCCUGUGUAAACGACUUCAUACUUUAAAGAAAGUGGAAAUUAUAUAAAUAGAAAUAUGUUUUUACUUUAAGUAUUCCCCUUUGAUUAGCCUGCCAUCAUGAUAGUAAGUGCUAUGAAACCAAGACAUGUCGGUAAUCGGAGUCAACGAUUUGAAGGAAAAAAACAGAACAUAGGCCUAGGUACAAGAAUAAAAAUGAUUAAAAAGCCAUAUUGUGUCAAGCUCAUUCAAGAUUUAACUGUUAAAAUAUCAUCUUCCAGCGAAAAUUAAAGUUUGAAAUUACUAGGUAGCCAAGAAGGAUUCAGAAAUUUAUUGAAAUACUUAAUUUUAAUCUUUGGAAAGUAAAGUGUUCUGGAUUGGCUGUUCAGAAACCACGGGGGCUGCUAAAGUGAAAAAAUCCAAUCAAACGGGAUUAAGCCACGGAUGCUGUAGUGCUAAAGUGAAUAUAUGCAAUCAAACGGGAGGUCCUUCAUAAUCAAUCCAUCAUUCAGAACUGUUACUUUUCGUUCAUCAGACGAGGAAUAGUUCGUACUUUUCAUAAUACUUCGUCUGCAAUUCUUGAGGGAUCCCACGACGCCGAGACUUCUUCCAAAACGAUGACCGUAUAGCGAGUGGUAGCAGCUGCUAAUAAAGUUAGUACUAUCAGUCCACUAGCAUUUGGACAACCGUGGCACAACACUGAAGACAUAAUUAAAAGGUUUAAAAGCCAUUCCGUUGCAUCGAGAUUUUAAACGGGACUUUAAUCUAAAAUAUUUGGGAGUACGUAAUGCCGAACCAAAGCAACCUGGUGUUACACGUCCUGAUAUUGGCUUUUUGCGUGCUUUUCGUCUUGCAUUACGUCAUCAGACACUAUGAGGACAUCACGACGUGGGAGGCUUCGAAAUGCGCUGAUGAAUGCUUAGAAAGGUACUUUUCUGGUCCUCCGAGGACCAUAAAGGACCCAGAUGUCAUAAGCCUGGUGAAGGACCGGUAUCUAGACCCACCGCCCUCCGAUCCGGAUACGACGCCUUACGACAUAUACCGGCCGGUCUGGAGGAAGCUGGUCGACUGGUACAAAGUCCAAGAGAACCUGAGGGAGAUUUGGAAGGACCGGGCACCAGGGACCUUCGUGGAAGUCGGGGCCGCCGACGGCGAAUUCAUGAGCCAGACGUUGAUGCUGGAACGCAACCACGGCUGGGAAGGGCUGCUCAUCGAGCCGGACCCGAGGUCCUACAAGAUUCUGAGAGAGCGAAAGCGGAACGCCUGGACGACGCCCCUCUGCGUCCAUCUGGAUCUGAUAAGCAGCAUGAAGUUUUGGCUGAGGGACCUCGAAGAGGAUUUACCAGAGCAUUUCCUGCAGCUGCUGAUGGCUAGGAGUAAGCUAGAAACUGAGACACUGACAGGGGACGAAGAGAGAGGGCGAACCAUCCGCGUCAAAUGCAUGGCCCUCACCCCCAUACUCAUGGCCGCCAAUAUGACGUCAAUAGACCUACUGGCCGUGGCGACAGGCUCAGACGGCGACGAAGUCAGGGUAAAAGAUGUCCUCAGAAGUAAAGUUCUAGACGUCAAGGGUCUUCUCAUCCAUUUCCCAACAGGGCGCCUUUUCAGGGAGCCAUACCCUGUAAUACCCGGUUACAUACUCGACAUGGAACAUUCGACUCUCAUGGUCAAGCUGUACUUCAAGAGGAAGCACUGCCAUCUCGUAAGUGACAAGACGUGCCGGAAGAUUCAUUAUUUUGACGUGACUGAGGCCUGCAAAGAAUAUCUCUGCCUCGGUUUCCUGACUGUGUGGACACAUCAGUAAGGAACUAUUGUAUUUUAGCAAAAAUGACCAGAUUUUGGGCCAACCACUCAAACUCAUCUCUUUGAAGGUUUGCAAUUCUGCAUCUGUCUAUUGUCUUCUACUCUCUCACUGCCACAUCAGUAUUUUCUCACGUGAUUGCUACUGUCUUCAAACAUGGCUUGCUUGAUAGUUGUUGGAUAGGGUCUAAUUUAGCUCAUAAAAAUGUGAAUUCCAUCUUAGUAAAUAAUUGGUCAUUGUCCGUACAUAACGUAAAACUAGUAAGCAGUAGUUUUAUAUAUUGGUAUCCACUUAUCUUAAUUAUCUCAACACGUAGAAUUCCUUAUGAAGUAGCUGUAGCCUUAGCAAGAUUUUGUCUUGCUUAGAAUACCAUAGUAUGCGUCUUCACUUGUUUGUUUCAACUGAUAUUGAAAGCAAAUUUACUAAAGUUUCUUUGCCUAGAACCCCGAACUUUUAUCAUUAUUUAAAAGAAAGAGUUUUGUGGCCUAGUAAAUAACUCCAUUCGCUGAGGAAAAUCAUUAGUGGAGAUUCGAUGAAGUUAAAUCAGCGACAAUAACCAAGAAUGUCCUUUCAUUUGGCGUUUAGUUACUUGUUCAUUAUGUUGCGCUAAUACAUCGUGGCUGCGCGUUUUAACUAAAAUUGCAUUCGUCAUGGUAACCUAGAUUCAAAGCUGAAACUUAGAUCAGUCGUGGAAUUCCAGGAGAUUUUCCAGAAAUAAAAAAAUAUAUACUGUUGAAAAUUGAAGACUAUCUACACGUUCUAAUAAACAUCACAGGUUGUUCGAAACCCCUUGCUUUUUUCCAUAACCAGUUAAUGAUAUACGAAAUGCUGAUUUCCUUUUUUUAUGCUAUUCAGAGAAUGUCAGCUUGUGACUGUUUUGAUCAUCGAAAGUUUGUUGCUGAAGUUUUGAAAAUAUCAGUUUAUUUCUGUACUCUGUAUCGUCUUCAGACAGGUUUAGACCAUUGACAACCAUGAAGUAUUGUAUCUCGUUAGACAGUGAAAAAAAAAAAGUUUUGUAUAUCACUACAUAGUAUAAAAAAUAAAAAGAAAACUUGAUAUA
Messenger RNA from Macrobrachium nipponense, 3314 nucleotides. RefSeq lists its product as uncharacterized. NCBI's taxonomy places the organism in Eukaryota, Metazoa, Arthropoda, Malacostraca, Decapoda, Palaemonidae. The record is from RefSeq and is a predicted model, not a curated record. Bases 1241 to 2257 code for a protein of 338 amino acids. The transcript is spliced from 9 exons.